Trichomycterus rosablanca is the source of this 2128-nucleotide messenger RNA. RefSeq names its product zinc finger protein 658B-like. The transcript has 3 exons. The annotation marks the transcript as partial. Lineage: Eukaryota; Metazoa; Chordata; Actinopteri; Siluriformes; Trichomycteridae. The record is from RefSeq and is a predicted model, not a curated record.
CAGUGUGGGAAGAGCUUCAGGUUCCUGAGUGGUCUCAAAGUACACCAGCGCAUUCACACUGGGGAGAAACCGUAUCAGUGCUCACAGUGUGGGAAGAGCUUUAAUGACCAAAGUCAUCUCAAAGUUCACCAGCGCAUUCACACCGGAGAGAAACCAUAUCAGUGCUCACAGUGUGAGAAGAGUUUUAAUCGCCAGAGUCAUCUCAAAGUACACCAGCGCAUUCACACUGGAGAGAAACCGUAUCAGUGCUCACAGUGUGAGAAGAGUUUUAAUCGCCAGAGUUAUCUCAAAAUACAUCAGCGCAUUCACACUGGAGAGAAACCGUAUCAGUGCUCACAGUGUGGGAAGAGUUUCAAUUAUCAGAGUAAUUACAAAAUGCACCAGCGCAUUCACACUGGAGAGAAACCAUAUCAGUGCUCACAGUGUGAGAAGAGUUUUACUUAUCAGAGUGAUCUCAAAACACACCAGCACAUUCAUACCGGAGAGAAACCCUAUCAGUGCUCAGAGUGUGGAAAGAGUUUUAAUAAACAGAUUCAUCUCAAAGAACACCAGCGCAUUCACACCGGAGAGAAACCGUAUCAGUGCUCACAGUGUGAAAAGAGUUUUAAUAGACAGAGUGAGUUCAAAAUACACCAGCGUAUUCACACUGGAGAGAAACCAUAUCAGUGCUCACAAUGUGGGAAGAGUUUUGAUCGAUGGAGUAAUCUUAAAAAUCACCAGCGCAUUCACACUGGGGAGAAACCGUAUCAGUGCUCACAGUGUGGGAAGAGUUUUAAUCAACAGAGUAAUCUUAAAAUACACCAGCGCAUUCACACCGGAGAGAGACCGUAUCAGUGCUCAGAGUGUGGAAAGAUAUUCUUGUUCCUGAGUGGUCUCAAAGUACACCAGCGCAUUCACACUGGUGAGAAACCAUAUCAGUGCUCACAGUGUGGGAAAAGUUUUAAUGAGCAAAGUCAUCUCAAAAUACACCAGCGCAUUCACACUGGAGAGAAACCGUAUCCGUGCUCACAGUGUGGGAAGAGUUUUAUUCGCCAGAGUUAUCUCAAAGAACACCAGCACAUUCACACUGGAGAGAAACCGUAUCAGUGCUCACAGUGUGAGAAGAGUUUUAAUCGCCAGAGUGCUCUCAAAAUACACCAGCGCAUUCACACUGGUGAGAAACCGUAUCAGUGCUCAGAGUGUGGAAAGAGUUUUAGUUAUCAGAAUAAUUUCAAAAUACAUCAGCGCAUUCACACUGGAGAGAAACCAUAUCAGUGCUCACAGUGUGAGAAGAGUUUUACUUAUCAGAGUGAUUUCAAAAUACACCAGCGCAUUCACACUGGAGGGAAACCAUAUCAGUGCUCACAGUGUGGGAAGGGUUUUAUUAAACAGAUUCAUCUCAAAGAACACCAGCGCAUUCACACCGGAGAAAAACCGUAUCAGUGUUCACAAUGCGGAAAGAGUUUUAAUCAUCAGGGUGCUCUCAAAAUACACCAGCGCAUUCACACCGGAGAGAAACCAUAUCAGUGUUCACUGUGUGGAAAUAGUUUUAGUAGACAGAGUGAGCUCAAAAUACACCAGCACAUUCACACUGGAGAGAAACCGUAUCAGUGUUCACAAUGUGGGAAGAGUUUUGAUCGAUUUAGUAAUCUUAAAAUACACCAGCGCAUUCACACUGGAGAGAAACCCUAUCAGUGCUCACAAUGUGGUAAGAGUUUUACUCAACAGAGUAAUCUUAAAACCCAUCAGCGCAUUCACACUGGAGAGAAACCCUAUCAGUGCUCACAGUGUGGGAAAAGUUUUAAUGGACUGAGUGUUUUUAAAGUACACCAGCGCGUUCACACAGGAGAGAAACCAUAUCACUGCUCACAGUGUGGGAACAGUUUUAAUCGCCGGAGUCAUCUCAAAAAACAUCAGUGCAUUCCCACUGGAGAGAAAUCGCAUUAGUGCUCACAGUGUGGGAAUUGCUUUGCUCAUGUAUCAGCCCUUAAACAUAACUUUUUACACUGAUUUUUGCAUGUUUGCAUUACAUAUACAAGAGUAAUGUUAAAGUUUAUAGUUAUUUAAUAUGAUUGUAGUGGUAAAAAAAAUGAAGAUGUCAUUGUAUUUUAUAAAUGUUAAUGAUUUGUUUGUAUUAGUUCUCUAUGAA